Molecule: messenger RNA, 816 nt
Organism: Geodia barretti
Lineage: Eukaryota; Metazoa; Porifera; Demospongiae; Tetractinellida; Geodiidae
Source: the annotation of a GenBank genome assembly
AAUAACUGGGAGAAGGGAAGUGCUGGAGUACCAUGUCUGCUGAUCUCUGACAUGUGCAAUGGAUGUUCGUCUCCAUUCUACUGUACCAGUGUUGCUAACGGCACCGCGACAUCAUCGUCGUCGUCAACGACCGGUGCAGGGGGAGGAGGAGGAGAGGGGUCGUCAAGACGAUACUGUCCCUGCUGCUACUGCGAACUAUUUUGAAACAAUUGGAUGAGAGGUUAACAAUACAGUAUUGUUUACUGCAUUAUGAUGUUACCUUGCGUACGUCUCCAUGACUACCAACAACACCCCCAAACCUGGGAGAAAAAGAAAAAGACGAAAAAAUCCAUCAAACGUCACUCCCGGCAACAACAGAAGAGGAGAGUGGUGGCCGCACCCACAAGUCACAUGACGGGUCAUCGGGUGUGUCAGUGUGUGAGGAGAGAGAAGAUGACGACAGGUCGUCUGGCAAGAAAACUGGCCCUGGUAGCCACACCCACCAAGAUCUGCCGUCAGAUUCAAAAACAGGACUGCCCAAUGAAAAAAGAGAUGCUAAAAAUGCUGAUAGUUGGCCAGAUACGCUGCGGACUCUGCUGCCAGGGAAGCUGUGGACUGGACCCCACCCUAUGACUUACCAAAUACGGUGAAUAAGACCGUGUUCAAAAAACGAGAAGAAGAAACAAAAACUUGACUAAACACUAGAAAAGAAAUAGUAGUAUAUUUAACAUUUUUUUUAGCUCUUCUGUGUUUUCAUGGAGAUUUUACUGCUGUUUUUUCUGACCAAAUCCAUGGUAAUCAAUCAAUUUUCAUCCUCUUCAUGUUGGUGCAUGGAAA